AUGGUGGUUCCUGUGGCUGCACUUGGCUUCUUUUCUGCCAUACUGUUUGGGAUCUUUAUUUUUUGGAAGUUUUAUGGCAAGAUUUCUAAGACUGGCGGGUCACGUCCUCGAAUGCGCCCUGCUGCUACUGCUGGUGGCGUACGACGUCGCGCUGGGCAGCGUCGUGUAGCCACUCGUAUGAGAGAUGCUUCACAUUCUGAAGAAGAAGAAAGAGUUGCCGAGAAUUUAGUAGAAAAUCCGGAUGCACAAACAUCAGAUGAUGAUCAAACUCAGUCGAAAGAUACACCAAAGAAAAAAAUUGGUGCAAAGAAAGCAGCGAAAUUGGCUGAAAAGGAACGUCGCAAAGAAGAACGAGAAGCUGAGGAACGCUAUCGUGAACACCAACGGAAAAUAGAAGACAAGGAAAUUGAGAAACGCAAAAAAGAGGAAGAAGCAGAAGAGAGGGCUGCAGCAGCUGCAGCGGCUGCUGAAGCUAAGCGUCUUGAAGAGGAAGCAGCACGUGAACAAGCUGAAUAUGAGCGUUUGAAACAAGAAUUCAGUAUUGAAGAAGAGGGCGUCGAUGCUGUACAACAAGAUAAUCAGGCAGAGAAUUUGAUCAACUCGCAACUUAUUGCAGCUAUUGAAGAGGCGAAAAUCAUUCCAAUCGAGCAUUUGGCAGUUAAUUUAGGCCUUAAAACUGAAGUUUGUGUAGAAAAAAUCAAAUCAUUAAUGUCAUCGGGUCGUCUAAGCGGUGUAUUGGAUGAUCGUGGCAAAUUUGUUCAUAUUACCGAUGAGGAAUACGAAGCUGUUGCUGAAUUCAUCGAGAAACGUGGUCGUAUCACACUGGCAGAGUUAGUCGAAAAUGGACAUAAAUUAAUUCAUACAGGACCGCAUAGUUUAAGAGAAUAA
Molecule: messenger RNA, 888 nt
Organism: Trichobilharzia regenti
Lineage: Eukaryota; Metazoa; Platyhelminthes; Trematoda; Strigeidida; Schistosomatidae
Source: the annotation of a GenBank genome assembly